AAUUUAGUUGGCUUUCUCUUUGCUCAGAAUGAGUGGUGGGAGCCGCAAACCGGUGUUUACACUGUGAAGUUCGAACACUCAGACACGCUACUGAUUUUGCACAGCAAAAUUGAUGGCACACUGGAGAUGCCCGUAUAGUUGACAAAAAUGUUACACGCACUGACAAUAACAACAUUAUAAAGGGCUUUCACAGUGCGGGGACGUAGCGAGUUUCUUCGCACUGCUAGCUAGAAAAAUCGCCACCUGUCAACCGGGAGUGCACCCCACUAGAGUCCCUCGUUCCCACGUUGAGAUACGCUAUUCUUCCCCUCCUAAGUCCACGCGCGGCGGAGAAAGAGCUUCUCGUGUGCACUGUGGAGGGUGUGGCUCUGUCGCGCGCGUUCCCCUCGCGCCGCCUGGGAGAAGAAUCCCAAAAUUGCCCUCCCGCCCCCACCUAUUUCUUCCUCCCGCGCAAGAUUUCGUUGCUCCCACGCUCACAUGGUUGCUCGGCUCCGUGGGUGGGAGUCCCUCACGCCUCGCCCUCUCCAAUUCACGGCCAACUCGCCAUAGCCGCUCGCGCCACCGACAGAGUUGUUCCCAUGCAAUCCUCACCUUCCCCUCCAGAGAAACCCUUGCUCGAGCUCUCCCUCGCCGUCGUUGUCUGCAAGAGGUAAGCAAACCCUAGCCCUGCAUGGUUAACGGUGGCGCGCCGCCGAGGGAUGGGAGGAUAAGAAGCGUGGCAGGAUAGGAGAGCGGAUCGACGUGGCGGAUGGGGAGGAGAAGCGGCGCCGUGGAUGUGGAGGAGAAACGAUGCGCACGAGUGGGGAGGAAAAGUGGAGCGGCGCGGCGGAAGGCAGAGCGAGCGGCGCUGAGGAUAGGAACGCGGAUUGGAGUCGAUGCGUCACGAGAAGGAAGGGGCAGAUGGGGCAGAUUAUCUGUGGCCCAUUCGGCUGGGGCACCGGCUAGGUAUGUAUUUGUGGGCUGUGUUACCUCACUAAUAACAUAAUCCAGUUAAGCCAUUUAAAAGAGGUCGCAAGCACUGUGGGGAUGCAUGGCCUAUGGAUGAUUCCGGGCCAAUUUCGUGGAUAAAUGGGCUAGAGGCACGUUAGGAGUACCUUGUCCUAUGAGUGUCUUAAGGCCACGAGUAAUGUAGAGGAACCAAGUAGUAUAUAUAGAUUGUCGAAACAAGAUUUCGGUAAUACUUAAAGGGGGUGGCUAUCAAGCUAGAAAAGUGGAUGGGUUUGAAAACAAGAAAUUUUAUACAGGUUCAGGCCUUCUUAUUCAAGAAGUAAUACCCUACUCCUGUCCGGGGAUGAUUCCGCCGAGUAUAUAUUGAUCGUAUGAUCUGGGGAAAAAGAAGUGUCCCGAGAGGAACCCGGACCCCUCCUUAUAUAGGGGAAGGGGUCCGUAUUAUAAAAUACAGUCCAUAUCCCAAACGGAAUAUAUGAUUACAGAUAAAAUACAAUCGUAACCGACUAAGAUCCCGGGUAUUUCCUUGACAUACAAGUUUAAAAACUAACCCGAAUCCUCGUAAAGAUAUUCUAUCUAUAUUUGGUGUCGUGUACCCAACUAAACUAUAACUGCCAUGUAGAUAUGGGAUAUCUAUAAUCUCCACAGUAGCCCCCGAGACCUUUGCAGUCGACGAAAUAGCUUUUUCAGAACAAAAAGCAAAAAUCCGAGUGCUUCAAUUCCUCUUGCUCUGGCCUGCCGAGUACUAAAAUCAAAGACUGUGAAGGGCGAAAAUAAAACAUGGUGCAUCGAGUAGAUGCACCUAAUUAGGUAUAACCCCCGACUAUGUGGUUAGUUGAAAAACUAAACGUGUAGUUAAGAACCGAGUGGUUUUACAACCAAACAUCAUAUAGCAAAGCACGCAUGGUAUUCAGUAAAAUACCCAGCCGACUGCUUCUCAACUUGAAUAUAUCAAGAAUAAAAAUAUGAAAAGGGCCCGAGUGAUAAACACUCAAAAUGUCCACAAAAAGACAUAUUUGACAAGAAUCCGAGUAAGAAACUCUUAAAAUGAUCUACCAAAUAUGAUAAAAAUCAUGGUAAUUAAGAAGUUUAAUAGCCUAGGCUAUAACCCUCACCAUAAUCAAAAUAAGCAUAUAAUAUGCCAAGAGAAUGACUCUUAAUAAACUAGUCAUCUCGAAUCAACCCAAAUAGCUUUUGCAGCCUAAUAAAGCUUACAAAAAUAGUAUAACACCUUUCUGUCGGGCACCUUUUUAUUUGCAUCGUGGUAAUUCCAAAGAAUUAUCAAACUGCGUUAAAAAGGAUUUUAACAGCAUCGGGUCACAUCAUUGUGAGCACAAAUUGCCAAAGCAAAAAGCGCCUAAGUCCAUAGGGAUCACAACGGGCCACGCUGGUAAUAAUAUUGGGCUGAAGUACUGUACAGGCAUAGGCCCAUUAGCACUCCCGAUACUCUAACAAAACACCGAAGUCCAAGCGACGCUUCGUCUUCCCCGCCGAAACUCUCGUCAUUUCCCCACUCCUUGUUACAGUACAAAGCUGCGCCGACGAAGCUAGGGUUCAUCAAUCCGCCCCAAUCCAUUCUCAAAAAUCCACGAAACUUCUCCACGCGUCCACCGCACCGAUUCCCCAUUCCCCUCCAGCAACUUUUCAGACCGAAUCUGACUGUUCGACUCGCACCCAUGGCGGAAGAGAGAGAAAGUUUCGAGAGUCAGUAGGCGCCCUCCGACGUGACGGAGGAGAAUCUGAAGGAAAUGGUGGCGCACGGCGUUCUUCCGGCAAAGGAGAUCAUCGGGUGGUGGCCAGCGUUUGGCGAAGCGUUCCCAACCCCCGAUACACACGAGGUCGUGGUAUUUUCUCACUUCUUUUAUGGUGGAUUUUCUCUUCCAACUUCAAGAUUCUUCCGAGGAAUUCUAAGCUUCUAUGGAAUUAGCCUGCAUCACCUGAAUCCAAACUCCAUAGUGCACAUUGCCAAUUUCAUUCACGCCUGCGAAGCUUUUCUGGGCAUUAGGCCUCAUUUCGCCUUAUUCCGCCGAAUCUUCUUCCUCAAGCCCCAACCGAACAAGAGCAAACCAUGCGUGGUUGGGGGCGCCAGCUUCCAACUCAGAGGAACACUAAGCCAAAAGUAUUUCUCCAUGCCCUUUAAGACCUCAAACAAAGGCUGGCACGCAAACUGGUUUUACGUUCAAAAUCCUAAACCCGCACUCCCCGAGUACUCCUGUCUUCCUCGGAUUUACCAGGACACAUGGAAUUCAUUGCCUAUGGGAGAUGAAGCUGCUCAGGCAGUGGAAUUGAUGGAACGAAUGCUAAAGCUGAAGGAACAGGGUUUGCAGGGAGAACAAAUCACUCGGCACUUCAUCAAAAGUCGGUUAGCUCCAAUCAAAGAGAGGUCCCACACGGCUUUUGAGUUUGACGGCAAGCAUGAUCCAAAUCGUGAAGAUCUAGACUCUCUUGACUUUAAGGUCAUGAAGGAAAGAAUAUACAAGAUCUUCUCAAAUGCCAUUGUUAUCGGCUAUUCACAUCUGUUGCCAGUUGUGCCAUACAAUGCAUUCAACCCUCCUCCACCGGAUUUUGCUCUGAUGAAGUCGGAUCCCCCAAUCGCUCAGCGCCGAUCACCUCGCCGUCAGACUGGUCAGGGGAGCGGGGGACCAAAGAUCCGGUCCGAAGCCCAGCCCAACACUUCUAAUCCAGCCGGCCAGUCAGAUUCCUGUAAGAGGAAGUUAGUGCUAAGUGACGACGAAGGCGACGAUGCUGAAAAGACUAGAGAUAGAGAAACAACCAGAAAACUCCCGAAGCAAGCCAUUCCAAAGAAGAAAACAUCCAGUCAUCCUAUGCCGAAGAUCAGGAAGUCUUCCAGGAAACCAUCUGAUAUAGAUCCUUCUGGGAAGGACUCUGAUCCGACUAACAUGGAGACGAGUUCUUCCAAGGAAACCGGGCCGACUGCUAAGGAUCAUCCGAGUGACAAUCAGCCGGCAAUCGACAAUGUAGAAUCCGGUGAUCAACCCCCGACUGGAAACCAAUCGGCCGAAGCUGAAGCCGGAGUUAAUCAGGAGCCCCCGACUGGAAACCAGUCGGACACAGGGCCAAGCCAAGAGAUUCCAGAAGUUGAAGCUCAGGCUGAUAGCCCUCGCGGACAUGAUGCCAGCAACGACCCGAGGCCUGGAUCUCCUGCUAAGACACAAGAGCCGACUCGUCCUCGCCCGGGAAUCAUCACGGGACCAAUGAUUGGUGAUGAAGAGGAAGUUCUCCGGAUACGUGCGGCUGAAGACUCGCGCCCUUCCAUUUUGGUCAAGUGGUGGGAUGAUGACUUGCAACCUCAAGGAAUUGUAAUAAACCGGCAAAAAGAAGACGAAGAGGUAUGCCUACUGAAAAAGGCGCUCGGCCAAGCGAUUCUCAUUGUAAACAGGAUUCACCUUAGGAGCGAGGCGAAGACCACAACCCUAGAGAAAUUAGUUCCUCAUCUUGGAACCCUUGAAGCUGUCAGAGAUCAAUUGCACGAAGCAAAAGAGCUUGCCAAGAAAACCGAGCACGAUCUAAGGGAUCGGAUCGCUGAGCUCCAGGAGUCUAACUUCGAACUAAGUGGUUCAUCAAAAGUGCAAGCUGCCAAGAUAUCUCAAUUGGAGAAGCAGAUUCAGGCUCUAGAAAGCGACAAAGCAGAGCUGGCAAGACAGGGGGACUCGGCUUUGAAGGAUGUUGAAGACCGCAAGAUCAAGUCGCAGGCUCAAUUCGACGUCCUGGUUGGCAAAAUCAAAAGACUUGAAGGGGCCAGGGAUGAAGUUGCUAAUGUUGCUACCCCACUCGUCCAAGCGAUGUUCAUCAAUAACAAUGGCCCGAGUACACUUGAUGCUUCCGAAAUCUUCGACAAGCUGAGAGUUGCUCCGGAUACAUAUUUCAAGAAUAUCAAAGAAGCUGGAAGUAUGGGAGCGAGUCUGGCGUUAGCAAUGACCAAGUCCCUUUACCCAAAAAUCGACAUUGAUGCCAUUGACGGCUUUGCAGACGGGACAAGCGAAGAAGCUGUUCUCGAUCUUAUCAAUGAUGCACAGAAGGUUGCUGACAAGAUAGCAGUUGAUGUAGUGGAGAGAUUUCAGGACACCGAUCUUCGACUGACUGGUCUUGAUGACUCUGAUGAUGAGAAAACUGAUACUGAUUGAUGUAAUGUAAUGACAAUGAUUCUGAUGAUGAUGAUGAUGAUGAUGGAGGCACAAUUUGUACAA
Messenger RNA from Oryza sativa Japonica Group (Japanese rice), 5156 nucleotides. RefSeq lists its product as uncharacterized. NCBI's taxonomy places the organism in Eukaryota, Viridiplantae, Streptophyta, Magnoliopsida, Poales, Poaceae. The record is from RefSeq and is a predicted model, not a curated record.